Olea europaea var. sylvestris is the source of this 2493-nucleotide messenger RNA. RefSeq lists its product as uncharacterized. Gene Ontology annotation, biological process: DNA integration. Lineage: Eukaryota; Viridiplantae; Streptophyta; Magnoliopsida; Lamiales; Oleaceae. The record is from RefSeq and is a predicted model, not a curated record. The transcript has 6 exons. Gene Ontology annotation, molecular function: nucleic acid binding. Bases 1 to 2493 code for a protein of 830 amino acids.
AUGGCAGGGAAAGAUAAAAACCAAAACCCAGCCAAGCCAGCAACCGACAGUUUUGAUGAUACAAAUAAUCCCUUUUAUCUCCAUCAUUCUGAUCAACCUGGUCUUGUGCUUGUCACGCAACCGCUUAUUGAAGAAAACUAUAGCACGUGGAGUCGUGCCAUGCUGAUGGCUCUCAGCAUCAAAAACAAAGAAGGCUUCGAUAUUAGAGCAAGUAUAAUAUACUAUCAAAAUGCUCAUGAAAUAUGGAAUGAUUUAAAGGAUCGAUUUUCACAAACUAAUAGUGUUCACCUGUUUCAUACUGAAGAGGCCAUCCAUAAUUGCAAACAGGACAACCUGACUAUUGGAGCUUAUUACACUAAGCUCAAAGGUCUAUGGGAUGAACGUGAUGCACCAUGUUGUAUCCCAACAUGCACCUAUGGCGCCAUGAAAGAGGUUCUACAGUUCCAACAAAAUCAAAAGACCAUGAAAUUCCUCAUGGCACUUAAUGAAGUUUACGCUGCCGUUCGUGGUCAGAUUUUGCUCAUGGAUCCGCUUCCUACUGUCAACAAGGCAUAUUCCCUUAUUCUCCAGGAUGAAAAACAGCGAGGAAUGUCGAAGGGAGGUACAACGAUGGCCGAAGCUUCAGCCUUUGCUGUGAAGAACAACUCACGAAAUUUUGAGAGGACUUUCACACCCAAAACUCCUCAUCAAAAGUGUGGAAUCUGUGAUAAAAUUGGACACAACUCAGAGCUACAGCGGACAAACUUUGCAGGUAACAAACAUAAUCAGCGAGAGCGCAGGAACCCUUCCCAUAAGGUCAAUCAUGCAGAUGCCAAUAUGCCACUCACCAUCACAGCAGAACAAUAUCAUAAUCUUAUGUCAUUACUUACCGAGAAAAAGCCUAAUUCAAUGGCUAAUCACAUUGGUAAUACAUCUGCCAUAAGCGACCUCUCAGGUACAAUUUUUUGUGCUUCCGUUAAUGAGAAAGAAAUAUGCUGGAUACUUGACACAGGAGCCACAAACCACAUGGUUUACUCUACUGAUUUAUUGACUACAAAUUGUCGUGUCACGAAUCGAAAUGUGCAUCUGCCCAAUGGAACCACUACUGCAGUCACACACACAGGCAGCAUUCAUUUUGCUAAUUUCAUCUUGCAGAUGUGCUAUGACCAACGAUCGGGGAAGAUGAUUGGGACGGGAAUUGAACGAAGAGGACUCUACUACCUUGACACUCCUCAGAGAGCCCACUCCUCAGAGAGCCAAAUGCAAUGCAGUUACCUCAUCAACUCCUUGUUCUUCGAGACUUUGGCAUCAACGCCUUGGGCACGGUAUUUUCUUACAAUUGUUGAUGAUUAUACUCGUUGCACAUGGAUUUAUUUGAUGCAUCAUAAGUUAGAAGCUUCAACAUACAUCACCACAUUCAUUAACCUUGUCGAAACACAAUUUUCCUUGAAAGUUAAGACUCUUCGCACUGAUAAUGGACCUGAAUUUACAAUGAAAAAAUUCUAUUUAGACAAAGGUAUAAUUCAUCAAACUAGCUGUGUUUCCACUCCACAACAAAAUGGAAUUGCCAAAAGAAAACACCGACACCUCCUCAACAUAGCCCGAGCCUUGUUAUUCCAAGCCAAUCUACCUAAGAAAUUUUGGGGAGAUGCCAACUUGACUGCUGCCUACCUUAUUAACCGAACUCCCACACCCCUACUUCAAGGAAAAACACCUUUCGAAAUGCUUUUUCACAAACAACCCACAUAUGAUCAUUUGCGAGUGUUUGGUUGCUUGUGUUUUGCCUCCACACAUCACCAUCGUCUCACCAAAUUUGAUGCUAGAGCCACCCGAUGUCUUUUCUUAGGUUAUCCAUAUGCACAAAAAGGAUACAAGGUUUAUGACCUCUCAGCCGGUAGAACCUUUGUUUCACGUGAUGUCAUUUUCCAUGAAUAUAUUUUUCCUUCACCAUCUUCCACUGCAAACACACCUCCAAUGCUUCACUUAUCACCACAUGAUGAUAACAACCUUAUCCCACAUUUACCUACAAAUACUGAAGUGGCCACACCGAACCAUCUCCCUCAAGAAGAACAUUCUUCUCCUAGCGAAGCCUCCCCUCCAGUCACUUCUUCACCUACAACCUCUUCAUUCAAUGAUCAGCCUAGUUCACCCUCCUCUUCGAAUCCACAAAUCCCUCUAUCGCGGCCGAGACGUUCUACAACAACAUCUGGCUAUCUCCGUGAGUACAUGUUGGUAUUUCUCUUCCUUCAAGUACUGUCCCAGCACCUAACUCGAACUUGGUUGAAGCUACAGCCGUUACCUCCAGGAAAAUGGCCAAUUGGAUGCAAAUGGGUAUACAAGAUCAAACUCAAACCCGAUGGUAUUGUUGAGCGCUACAAAGCCAGAUUGGUAGCGAAGGGAUACAACCAAGUUGAAGGUCUAGACUAUCAGGAGACCUUUGCUCCUGUUGCAGAACUUGUAACAGUUCGUCUUCUCCUUGCCGUGGCUUCAACCCAACAUUGGCAUCUUCAUUAG